Molecule: messenger RNA, 378 nt
Organism: Paramecium tetraurelia
Lineage: Eukaryota; Ciliophora; Oligohymenophorea; Peniculida; Parameciidae
Exons: 2
Source: RefSeq, a predicted model, not a curated record
AUGUAAACAAAUUCCUUUAUGAUUAAUAAGCAUAUAGGUUAGAGUAUUGCAAUUGGAUUUUGUGAAUUAGAAAUCAUUAAAUAAUAAUAAUAUCAAAUAAGUAAUUGGAAUUCCUUAGGACAUGGAUGCUAUCUAAUAUCAAGUGGAGGAUAUACCUAUAACUCAAAAGAUUGGAAAUUUAAUUUCAAAAAAAAUGGAUUUUGCUUCAAUCAAAAUUAAAUUAUUAAAAUUAGUUAUGAUCCGCUGAAUAGCGUAAUAAUAUUUGAAAAACUCAAUGAUUCUUAAUGUCUAAUAGAAAUGAAAAUAGCUACAAAAAAUUUACAUGCCUGUGUUUAUGUUUCGAAACCAAAGGAUGAGAUCGAAAUUCUGAAUUUUUGA